CUUGUGUCAACAAAGACGGUGAAGCACACGGUGGAGGAAUGGAACAGAUACAGGAACGAAUGCCUGCUGAGAAUGAGCACGGACCCCACACACCCAGGUAAGACUCAAAGACAGACACCUGUCCUACAUGUAUGUGUCCUAAUCAGGCACACCCAGUUAUGGGUUUAUAAAUAGAAUAGAAUAACAUUGAAAACGUUAUUGUCUACAGUAGACAGUGGAAAUAUGCAUUUGGCUUCACAAUUAUGAUAAAACACCAGGAGCUUCAUCACCCUUCUCCUUUCCCUCAAACAAAUAUAUAUUUCAGAGUCCACAGAAUCUACCCAAUUCUUAGAAUAAGUAACAUGAGUCAGGCUUCGACUUAACGUCUGACCCAAAGGACUGCAUCCAUUGCAGGGCAGUAUCCUCAUCAUUACUACUGUUUUCCCAGGGGGUCUUCAUCCAAACACUAAACAGUCUCUAUCCUGCUUAGCUUCAGACAAAAUCUUAGGGAUUCAGGGUCUGCUUACUACUUACUUACUUACUUACUUACUACUUACUUACUUACUUACUUACUUACUUACCCUACCUACCUACCUACCUACCUACCUACCUACCUACCUACCUACCUACCUACCUACCUACCUACCUACCUACUUACUUACUUACUGCUUGCUUACUACUUACUUACUGCUUACUUAAUUAGCUACUGCUUACUUACUUACUUACGACUUACUUAUAUCUUCUCUUCUCCCCCCAGGCUUGUUCUGCGGCCGCAUGUUUGACAUGUACGCCUGCUGGCCGGAGGGCGUCCCCAACACCACUGUCAAAGUGCCCUGUCCGUGGUACCUCCCCUGGUACAACCAAGGUACUGGUGUGGCAUUGGUUAGUGCUUUAUGGUUUGGUAGGAUAAUUGAGAUUCUGUUUCAUCCAACGUCCAGCAAGGAGGUUAAUGAUAACACUGUUUCUAUCUAAAGCAGUGCAGAAUCAGGCCCCCAGUGUCUGAUCUGGAGCGUGAAAUCACGAGCACUGCUGGUCGGCUACUGCGUACUAACUUAGCAGUGCCAAAAGCCCUGGGGCCUCAUUUUUAACCGUGCGCCAUUUCUGAAAGUCUGCGCACAUACAAAAAUAUUGAGAUUUAUAAACUUGACGCACGCAAUACAUAUGCAUGUAUCCCAUUAUAAAUCAGCCCUGUCGUAAAACUGUGGAUGCGUGAACGAGCAUUAAAACUUUGCCUGGAAAACGCUUCAUUCACCUUUUAUGGUGACAAUAACGCCCUUUAUUUGUUGUAAAAUGUGGAACUAUUGGCAUUAGACCACGGCAUGCAAAAGACAAAUUGUUGUUCAAUAGUUUAUCAAUAGAUUAUUGGGUUUUGGUUGUCCUGCCUUGGUAUAGACUCUGAGAUUAAAUAGGCAAUGAUGUCGCGCUCCAAUCGCACAGCAAUACUGUAACCUACCCAUACUGUCAAAUAUUUUACAUCAACUACCGGUCUAUUUAAUGUGUUGGCAGAAUGUUUGAAUCUUUAGCAGUAAUGUAUGCUGUAUCUGGAACAGGACUGUUUCCGUUUCUUAAAGAGAAAUCUAUGGCAAAUUGUCAUGGACCUGUCAGCAGAACGUUUGAAUUCAACAAUGUUUUAUAUAAACUUUUCCCCUAACCUAAAUAUGAUGGACUGCCCGCGCUUUCUGAAACAUUGUAGGGCUACUAAAAUGUUUUAAUUACAAUACUUACAGUUCUAUUUCUUGUGUGUUUUUGUUCUAUUUGGCUUUUUUAUUUAUUAUAGUACUACUGAUACUCAUCACUACAUUGUUGGGAAAGAGCAAGCAAGGCAUUUCACUGUACUUGUGCAAGUGACAAUUAAAAUGUGAAACUUGAUUCAUAGGCCUACUUCAAUGUAAAAGAUCAGCUGUUAAAUUCGACUGUAGCCUAUACCGGUAUUAUAAACUGCGCUGCCGAUGAUAUUGCAAAACUUGAAAUACAUAUGGCCUAUCUACUUACUAGGCUACUAGGUCCAAUUAAAUGAUAGUAUGCACAUGGUAAUUUGUUGUAUGGCUCCUUCGGGAAUAUUAACCCUUCAAGGCCAGAAAAGUGAGGAAUAUAUUCUGCAAUGGUUCUGAAAAUAAAAGAGGAAAAAUAUUUCUGUCUAAUUAUAAGAUUCCUAUGUCAAAUUAUUUUAGACUAAAAAAAUCUAACAUAGAUUUUUGCUCUUCUCACUAAUGGAAAAGGGUUGCAUUCUUGUUAAUAUGUUUUCCUUUUUUUAGUUUUUUAUGAAUAAGCUUUUCAUCAUAUUCCCCAUUUGCACAAAAUACUUACUUGCCAACUUACAAUACAAUAUCUCAACCACUAGCAGAUGUGCGUAUGCAUGGUCUAAAGUUUGCGGGAAGGUGAACACAUUCUCAUGUCAAGUUAAAUUUGAGCAAAUGCCAACGUUUAAAGUCCACUACAAAUCGAGAUAUUUCAUUAAAUAGUGAUCCAUUCUGACUACUACAUUUGUCGUCACACAGGACCACGUGCUGACACAGACCAAUCACGGGCCGGCAGGCAAUGAGGAGGCUCCUUGUUGCCACUUUCACCAUGAUCCUAAGCAAUUUUGUGGCGCCAUUCAGUCCCAUUCAGCAAUAUGGUGCACUUCAAAUUCAAAUAAUUCCGGCUUCAUGCGCCAUUGGGAGUUUUCCAUAGGACACGUGGAUGACGUCAGCGCUAUCACUAUCUGCUGGUUUUAAUGUCUAUGUGCAGAAUUGAAUAUGUCUCAUCUGUUUGCCUUCUUCCUUUUUCUCUCCCUCCCCAUGUCUGUGCAGUUCGUAAUGGUUAUGUGUUGCGGGAGUGUGGGCCUGAUGGCCAGUGGGCCAUUAACAACACCAGUAGCACCUGGAGGGACCACUCCCAGUGCAACGCAGACAACAACCAGCAGGUGGCACAGGUAAUACCCAUCAUGCACCAUUCCUGAAGUAGACCCUCUUCUCAGAGCACAUAAUAACAUGCAUGGCUAAGAGGAGGACAAGAGACUGGCUCUGCAGGGAAGAUGGCAGAAGUGGAUGCUGAGUUCGAAUUAAGCAGCAUGUCGAGCAAAUUUGGUGAAGACAGUAAUAUCGAAAACUGGAAUAAAAAGGAUAUUGUCUAAAAUUGGAGUGGAAGAUACGUGUGUAAAUUAUAAUGAAUUGCUUCUUGUUGGGAUGAUUUUGUUGAGUAAGGAUGCAUAUGUGGGAAACACGAUUGAGGUGUCAAAAAUGGUGAAGUAUGUACGCUUGGAAAAGUGGAGUCUGUCAGAGUGACCAGGAAUGAUCUUAUUUUGGUUAAUUGUAUUUCUGAAGAGCAGAGGAAAAUUGCAGUGGGCCUCAAAAGAAUCCGGACAACAGAAGUUUUGUGUUUUGAACUUCGGAGUAGAACACACAUCAAAGGAGUCAUCUCAGGUGUGAUGACGGAUGUUCAGGUUGAAUACCUGAAGAGAAUUCCUGGUGUGGUUGGUGCCCGGUGUCUGACCCGUUGGGUGAAUGGAGGAAAGAAGAAAGUCUGUCGGUCCUGUUGUUUUUUGAUAGAGCAAUACCUACGCAUGUGAAGCUUGGUUAUGUAAGAAACGCCGUAAGAGCUUUCGUCCCCAAACCACUGCAGUGUAAGAAAUGGAAAGGAUUUGGCCAUGUUUCAAGUGUGUGCAGACGAACAGAGUAUACUGAAGAACGGUGUGUAGAAGGAUGACGGUGUUGCAAUUUUGGUGGGGAUCAUGAUCCUGAGUUCCUGGAGUGCCCUGUAAGGGUGAAGGAAAUUGAGGUGGCAAAAGUUAGAGCAGUCAAUCGGAUCUCCUAUGCGGAAGCGAUUAAAAUAAUUGAGAAAACAAGUGAUGCUAGUGAAGAGAUGGUAGUGGAUACACCACAGCCUGUAGUAAAUGUUUGCUGCCAGACAAAAGAUACCCUGUGUGUUAAAAAGGUGGACUUUGUUGCGUUCAUUGCCACAGUUAUAAACUGUACAGCAGUCUAAAAAAAGUAGAAGAAACUAGACAUUAUUGUGGCUGCUGCAGAAACGUUUUUGGGACUCAAGGAUUUUACAUCUGAAAGGGGUACUGGCGCCGGAAGACCGCUCUCCCAGGUUCCCCUUGAGCCUGUGUAGGGAUCAGAUCUGUUUUAUUUAUUUAUUUAUUUUUAACAGAAAAGUUGUUUGAUUUAGUUUAUUUUAUUGAUUCAUUUUUUGGUCGUUUUUUGGUAGUUCGGUUUUUUUGAGGAAUCCUGUUUCCAUCCUGCAUAUUAGGUGGCGGGAUGCACAUUAAAUUGUGUAAUCGCCAAUAUACCAUAGAAGAAGAAGAAGAAGAAGAAGAAGAAGAAGAAGAAGAAGAAGAAGAAGAAGAAGAAGAGACUUUCAAAUGGUUAAUGCUUUUAAUUACUGAAUUUGACUUUUAGAAAACUACACCCGUAGUCUUAAUAGACCCUCCAAGUACUGACAGAUGCUUUGAGAGGUAAACUAAUUUAUAGCCAAAUAGCCAUUCAAAAAGCAAGGAGUAAUAGAGUAGGUAUUCCAAUGGCAUACCACCUGUACGGGACAUAGAAAUGCAAUUACUAGAAUGGCCAUCCUUUUACGAUAAUGCCCGAAUGCUCUGAUUGCUUAUGAAUGUUGAGGUGGGCUAGCAGCAGCAGCAGUUGCUGUGCCCUAAUGAUGACUUCCACUAAUCCCUAUCAAUAUGCGCAACUCACGUCCUCCUUACCCUCUCUUAAUUUCACAUCUAAUGCUGCACCCCAUUACGAGCUCAGUAAUGAAUGGCCCAUUCACUACAUAAAUACAUGUAUAAAAUAUGUCAUUACUUAGUCUGUACUACAUACAGGGUUAUAGAUCUGCCAGGCUACAGAGUGUGAGGGGUGAGCUCUGAGAGACACACAGUCUUCUCUUUAACCUAGGGGUUAUGUUGUUGCUGGCAACCGAUGAUGCAACACUGCUUUGCCUCAUUGGCCCCACAGCUGAAAUGUACUCCAGUCUGCAGACUCUCUGAUGAUAAGAAAAAUAGGUGGGUAAAUGCUGAUCGCCGUUCGCAGCCAUUUGCAGUGAAUAAAAUAACUCUCCCUAUAUUUCCAAAGCAUUUUUCCAUGAUAGGUGGGUAAAUGUGCGUUUACGCUCCACUUCACCUGUUACACUCACAUGUUCUAAUUUGUGAGAUGCAUAAGCCUAGAGUAUACAAUAAUGGAGUGUCACAUACUUUUAACAGGUGGACUGCGAGCAUCAUUAAAACAUUUAUGAACGUUUUCCAAGGCAUGAUAGACAACAAGACAAGAGGACUACUUGCGGUCAGUGCAUCUGCUUUGUCUGUAUCUGUGUCUCUGUUUGCGCUCUACCUAAAGGACCGGACAUUAGUUCAGUACAGCACAGCAAAUCCAGAAGAGAGUCAGAGAGUUAUGGGUGAAAACAGGGUCAGGUUGUUCCCUCGUCUACUUGGGAUUUGAGUGCAUGUCUUUGUGUGUCCACAGGAGAACCAGAUGGUGAUCUUGGCCUACUUCCGGGUGAUGUACACUGUGGGCUACUCUCUGUCCCUGGCCAGCCUUUCCCUGGCCCUCAUCAUACUGCUCAUCUUCAGGUAAAUACUGGCUCUGACCACAGUCAUAAACAAUAUGUCAGGAUCUGACUCUGACUAUGAACUAAGGCAAUGGCUUCACUUCUAGUCCUCUGAUGUGAAUUAGGCAAAUGUUAAUCAUACAGAUGUAGGAUCUUAAUUUGAGCCUGUUUGCUACAGCAGGAAAAUAAUCCUGCAGCAACAGGAAAUGUUAAUUAUUAUGUGGAUUGUAAUUAAUGGAUAUUUUUUGUUCCCGCAAAUUCAGACAUUUUAAAGUGGAAAUUACAAACUUUAGAACCUUGAAUACACUACAAGUUUGCAUUUCCUGCUGUGCAGGAAAAUUCUCAGCAACAAGAGUGAUCAAAUUAAGAUCCUACGUCUGUAUAUGACAUAUACAUGAUGCUGGAAAGAAUUUUGUGAUACAGUAAUCUCAUUGUCAAGUAUUGUACCCUAGGAAACUAAGAUGCACCAGGAACUAUAUCCACACCAAUCUGUUUGCAUCCUUCAUCCUGCGAGCCAUAUCCAUCCUCACCAGAGAUGCUGUUCUCACCAGGGACACCCCCGAGUUCAGAGACAACAGAGAUGUGUCCAAUGUCCUCAGUGAUCAGGUCAGAACUAAAGGCUAUACACACUAAUGCAGGUUACAGAAACACAAAAACACAAACGUACAGUUUAAAGACUCAAUUCAUCACUCAUACUUUAGACAGCCAUCCUUGACCUCCUCCCCUGACCUUUGACCCCUGACCUUUGCCCCCAGGCUCUCUCUGGCUGCCGUGUGGCCCAGGUGCUGAUGCAGUACUGUGUGGGGGCUAACUACUACUGGCUGCUGGUGGAGGGCCUGUACCUACACAACCUCCUGGUGCUCAUGGUCUUCUCUGAGAACAGCUACUUCUGUGGAUACCUCUUCAUCGGCUGGGGUAGAUACACACACACACACACACACACUCUCUCACACACACACACACAGAUGAACACACAUGCAUGGUAAACAAUGUAAAUACUGUUUCCUGACAGUAAUGUAUGGGUUUAUGGCACUGUUUGUAGGAACCCCAGUGUUAUUUGUGGUCCCCUGGAUUAUAGUGCGGUACCUGUACGAAAACACACGGUGAGUCACUCUCAUUUCCAUUCAGUCUUAUUGCCUUAUCAUCUGUUACUAAAAACAGAAUUACAACUGAGAGAUUGUGACUCAUCUCCUCCCAGGUGCUGGGAGAUCAACGAGAACAUGGCGUACUGGUGGAUCAUCCGCACACCCAUCCUCCUGGCCAUUCUGGUGAGUGUGUGUUGACGUGUGUCCACUGUGCUGUGUGCCCUAAAGCAACGGGGGUCCAGGGGUGAGUCAUUCGUCAACCCCCCGCUCCUCUCCUCCGCCCUCUGCCCCCCACCCCCCCCCCCCCCCCCACUUCCCCUGCAGUCUUGUCUCUUUGAAGUUAGCGGACCGUGACAAGCCUGGGGAAAUUGUGUAAACGGGAAAGCUGAGUGAGCAUGUUUUGGUUCCGGAAUGGCCUGUACAUAAAAAUUAAUGAAUGACUCAUCAACCCAGAAGACAUAAAAUUAAUGUCACUCGGUUUCUUUUCUUUUCUUAGUAACACUUAGAAAUAAGGACCUAGACCUUGAAUAUUUAUGCUUAACAAGUUCUUGAAGCUUGAAUCCACCUUAUCUUAAGAGUGUUUAAUUAGUGUCUCUCAGUGAAACUGAGAAGAAGAGAAUAUCCUUUUUUUCUAUGGUAUUUUGCAUUAGAAGCAAACAUGCCAGAAGAGAUGAGGAUUCUCCUGUCACAGAUUACUUGUCAUUUGUCCCACAACUCUCGCGUUUCCCCUCAGGACAAAAUGCCUAACAUGGUUUGACAUUGUUAGUAAUGUUAGACAUAGACUGUGUUUUGUAACUCUGUUUUACUUUCCAUAUUGUAUUGAUGUGUAUAUCUUUGUAAUUACAAGGCUCAUCUGUAAAAGAGGCCUUGGUCUCAGCAUGACUCCCUGUCAAAAUAAAGGUUAAAUAAAUAAAUAGGAGUAAUUCACACAUAAUAUGGCGUGCAGUUGCACUCUUGUCACCUGGACUUUGCAGUUAAUACCCCUAACAUGCUGCAAUCUGACUUUGGAACUCAAACUUUCGCUUUUCACAUUUUUGUGGAAUUCUCACAUAUUCACCCUACUUCAACAGUAGCAGUUAUCCUUGUUUCCCUUUCUUAUAAAAUACUGAAAUGCCAGAGAACAGAACAGACCUAUUUGGAUACAUAUCCUUUUUAGAUGUCAGAUUCUUACAUUUUAUUUCUGAAAUUAAUAAAGCUAAUAUUGGGUGGUUUGAUGUUAAUUAUGUUUUAUUUAUUUAUUUUUUAUUCCAGAUCAACUUUUUCAUAUUUAUUCGGAUCAUACAGAUCCUUGUCUCCAAAUUAAAGGCACACCAAAUGAGGUACACCGAUUAUAAAUUCAGGUAAGAUACAGCACCUUCUAAUCCAUGAAUUAGAUCAAAGCAAACCAGAAUAAAAACACAAAACAAACACCGUGUUGUAUCUUAUAAAACUGAUUUAGUCAACUCAUUGCUUACACAUGUUUGUGUUUCUUGUCACAUAACUUUGUCUAUGUCAUACCUUGUUAAACACUGUUCAAUUCACGGAACAUUACCGUACCUUUGGCAAUAAUGUUGUCAACUAUCGUCCAGCAUGAACACACAAGGACUCUACUCUUGUGCGAGCCAGCAGACAUUAUGAUGACAUAACACUAUCCACACUAAAGAUAUUUGCUUCAAACUUAGUUGACAUCCAUUACCUCAAUAAUCCAUCACUAAGUUGACUUGCACUUCUACUAACCAUUUAUGGCAUGCAGAGGAAAGGGAGCUAUGGAAUUCUUUGAUGUUUCUGUGGUAUUGAAAGGGGCCUCCCAUCCUUUGAUUGUGAGCCGUGGUCCUUGGAGACGGCAUAGACUUUUUAGGAAACCAGCCACAUCCAAGAGACCAGUCGCAUGCCUAAUCCUCUGACCUAAGCCUGGCUUUGAGGCACACUGGAUAACAUGAGUCUGAUUGGAAUCUAAGCACAAUUCAAUUCUGAACCACCAAAGAGUCAUGGGAAGAGGAGGCCUUUCUGAUUUCCCAAGAUGCUUUGUUUGAAGCCGUUACUUAACAUCCCUGCUCUGAGUCCAGAUGUGGAACUUGUGGCUUUCCUUGUUUGGCUUUUAUGUGUUUGUGUGAAAAGUGAACCAUCCAUUGAUGUCAUUGAUGAAAGAGAUUCACCACAUAGGACCUCUCUAAUAGUUGCCCUUGCUUGACUCUGUAAAGGAUGCUCUGUGUGUGCAGGUUGGCUAAGUCAACUCUGACCCUCAUCCCUCUCCUGGGCAUCCAUGAGGUUGUCUUUGCCGUGAUGUCAGAAGAACAGACAGAGGGCAUCCUCCGAAAUAUCAACCUCUUCUUUGAACUUUUCUUCAACUCUUUCCAGGUAAUAUGAUGAGAUAAAAAGGUUAUGCAUUUGUCUAUAUGGGGGUGUGUUUGUGUGUUUGUGUGUUUGUGUGUGUGUGUGUGUGUGUGUGUGUGUGUGUGUGUGUGUGUGUGCGUGCGUGCGCGCGUGCAAGCGCGUGUGCUUGCAUGUGUCCUGUGCACGCAGGCAUUCUUGCUUGUUACUGCAUGUUCUUUCUCUCUGUGGUGCUUCUGUUAGGUGUGUCUUAGAUAUGGGAAGAUAGAGGUAAUCACUCUUCUUCUGAUACCUCUCUCUCUCUCGUCCCACAGGGUCUCCUGGUUGCCAUCCUGUACUGCUUCGUCAAUAAAGAGGUGAGUAACGAAGUGAAGUGUGCUCUCAACAAAGCCCAGGGCAAAACAAGUGCACUUGAACAUCAGUAGCAAACACCUGAGGUUAUGGCACAUUUGUUUCUGUUUGUUCCUAUGAGAAGCCUGUGCUUUCUGUGACCUGCUGGGUAUGUCACCCUGUCACUGUGGGUUAGCUGUCACACAGAGAAGCUUAAUACCUAAGUCCACAGGGCAACGGGAUGUCACUGAGGGGCCCAGCCAUGUGUAGAGUCAAGAAGUGUAUAGGCCACUGUGUGACAUGAAAGGUCCUAUGUAUCUCCUGUUGAGAUAUGGGCUAGUUGGUUGAGGUAGCCUACAUACAGUAGUGUUUCAAGAGAAUAAAGAUAUAAUUAGAUACAAUUUGUCUUGUGAAACGUUUUUCCUGGUCAGAUCAUAAGGUCAGAAAAAAACAAAUUACCUUCCCUCAUGCAUCCCUCUCUCCCUCUCCCAGGUGCAGUCAGAGAUAAAGAAGAAGUGGCAGCGAUGGAAGCUGGGCAUGACUGUCUUGGAUGACCUUCGCAACACCGGCAGCAACACGCCACAGGGGGGCACGGGCGGCGGGCAGUGCCACCACGACCCACCCUGCCAGCCUGACUGUCCACAUGAGGAUACCCACAACCUCUCCUCGGACGCCUCCGGCUCGGGGCAGCAUCCCCACCCGCACCCACACCACCACCCAGGGGCCAAGAAGGGCAAGGCCUACUGCUACAUUUCCGCCCGCAAGCAGGUGCUGAACGGCCUUGAUGGAGCUCCACUGGGCAACGGGGGCGGAGAGGGAGCCAUCAAAUACUCUGAGAGCUACUGCUGA
Coregonus sp. 'balchen' is the source of this 10076-nucleotide messenger RNA. The record is from the annotation of a GenBank genome assembly. NCBI's taxonomy places the organism in Eukaryota, Metazoa, Chordata, Actinopteri, Salmoniformes, Salmonidae.